AUGAGGUGUUGGUUAUGCUGUCCAUCUGGAAAGGAGGGCACAUUUCGAGCAGUUGACUGGCUUGUGGAACUUAUGAACCUAUAUACAAAGGUGGUAUACGGCGGCUCGGGAUCUGGGAAAACAAUUAACUACGUGAUUAGUCAAUCAUCAAUAAUCAAUGCAUACCGCCAGUGCAUCGAAGACAUUGAGAGCAAUUUUCACAUACCAGAGAAAACGCUCCAUCAUGCAGCUCCUGACAUCCAAUCGAGGUUGGAUGGUUUAAGAAAGAGCCUUCGUGAACUUCAGCCACAUCGGUACGAGAGGGGGCGGAAGGCACCUUAUGAGAUAGUAGAUUACUUUCAGAAGGGGUGUGCGCAGUUUGAUAGGGGGAUGAUGUGGAACUUGGUCAAUGUAGAUGAUGAAGAAAACGAUGACGGACAUACAAUAGAUGCUGCGGAUCUGGCAGCAUAA
Molecule: messenger RNA, 450 nt
Organism: Cantharellus anzutake
Lineage: Eukaryota; Fungi; Basidiomycota; Agaricomycetes; Cantharellales; Hydnaceae
Exons: 2
Coding region: 1-450 (149 amino acids)
Source: RefSeq, a predicted model, not a curated record